Papilio xuthus (Asian swallowtail) is the source of this 2084-nucleotide messenger RNA. RefSeq names its product formin-binding protein 1-like Cip4 (gene Cip4). The coding region runs from base 228 to 2084 and encodes 618 amino acids. Gene Ontology annotation, biological process: signal transduction. The record is from RefSeq and is a predicted model, not a curated record. Lineage: Eukaryota; Metazoa; Arthropoda; Insecta; Lepidoptera; Papilionidae. The transcript is spliced from 14 exons. Gene Ontology annotation, molecular function: protein binding.
UUAGUAGUCUGUUUGUAUGUCAUGGUAGCGAAUAUGUCAGUUAUUUUGUCUCAAUAAUCUGUGGUUUAUUCAGUCAGCCAUGUUUAGUGUUUGAAAUGGUGGUAUUUCAAUUUAGUGAAUGUAAAAAAUAAGUUGUGAAUAUAAUUCAUUAUAUUAGACUUUCUAUAUUUGUGUUAGUGAAUUUUCGAUGUUUUUAGUGAAACUCGUGUGAUAUUACUAUCGUGACAAUGAAUUGGGGUACAGAGCUUUGGGAUCAAUAUGAUAACUUAGCCGCCCACACGCACAAGGGAAUCGAGUUCCUAGACAAAUAUGGUAACUUUGUAAAGGAUCGAUGCGCUAUAGAGCUCGAGUAUGCAGGAAAACUCAGGAGGCUCGUCAAAAGUUAUCAACCUAAAAGAAAAGAAGAAGAUGAAUACCAAUACUCAGCUUGCAAAGCAUUCAGACAGCUGCUGCAGGAGCUGGGCGACUUCGCGGGGCAGCGCGAGGUCGUAGCGGAGAACCUGCAGUCUAACGUCGUGCGAGAGCUGCACCUGCUUGCCAAGGAGCUAAGAGAAGAGAGGAAGCAACAUUUAAACGAAGGCGCCAAACAAGUGGCCGUACUCAACUCUGCUAUAGGCGCACUGGAGAGAGCGCGGCGGGCCUACGAGCGCGCCGCCCGCGAGUCCGAGAGGGCUAUCGAAACAUUCGACAAGGCUGACGCUGAUCUCAGUCUAAGUCGAGCAGAGUUGGAGAAACAGAAAGCGAACGUGAAGGCGCGAGGUCAGGCUUGCGAGGAGGCGAAGCAGGAGUACACGGAACAGCUGCGCAAGACUAACGAGGCACAGCGACAACACUAUGAACAGCGGUUGCCACAUGUAUUCAAACAGCUACAGGAUUUAGACGAAAAAAGAAUCAAAAAUAUAAAGAACUUCAUGUUAAGUUCUGUGGACGUCGAAAGGAAAGUCUUCCCUAUAAUAAUGCAGUGCCUUGACGGAAUGGAGACAGCCGCUAAUAGUAUUAAUGAAAAAGAGGACACCCAGCUGGUGAUAGAGAGGUACAAGUCAGGUUUCGUGCCGCCCGAGGAGUUCAGGUUCGAGGCGGCGUCAGGGCGGGACUCGCAGGAGCACGCGCCGCCGCAGCAUCACCUCACUGCGGCGCGCGGCACUGUCUCACACCGCGUCAAGAAACGAGGCGGACUGCUCUCCAUAUUCACCUCCAAUAAGAACAACAUGUCGAUGGAUGGAAAGGAGGAUUAUUCAGAUUUGCCACCGAAUCAGAAGAAAAAGAAACUACAAGCCAAAGUUCUUGAGUUAAACAAACAGGUUGCACAGGAACAAGCCGCUAUGGAAGGUCUCAUGAAGAUGAAAGGAGUAUAUGAAACAAAUCCUACCUUAGGGGAUCCGAUGACUGUAGAAGGUCAACUGAACGAGUGCUGUGACAAGCUGAAGAAGUUGCGGCAACAGCUGCGUAAAUACGAGGAGCUGCUGGCGGAGGCGCACAGCCAAGUGUGCGCACCACCGCUGCAUCCUGCAGCACGCACCAACGGCGCCGCGCCACCUGCACAGGCCAUCAGUAUCGGAUCAAACAGCGAAUCUCUGUCGCGGUCCGCGUCCGAGUCGUCAGUGAGCACGGGCACGGGUACGGGCACUACUGCGUGCGCAUCCGCCGCGCGCGUCGCCGGCGGAUCUCCAGAGUCCGGACUCGGCGGGGAGCUGGCCGCCGCACACGACCACGCCAACGGACACCACGACCAUCACGACCACCAUGACCACGACGACCACGACCAUCACGACCACGACGAGCACGACGCACACGACCACGAGUCCGAUAUUGAUUACUAUUACGAGCCUGAUCUACAGCCGCUCGGAUAUUGCAAAGCGUUAUACGCAUUUGAAGCAAACGGCACAGGUUCAACGAUGCGCAUGGAGUGCGGCGAGCGGCUGCUGGUGCUGGAGACUGACGCCGGGGACGGGUGGACGCGGGUGCGGCGCCAGCACACGCGCGAGGAGGGCUUCGUACCCACCACAUACAUCGCCACCACGCUCUACAUCCAGCUAUACAUGGUCCACGUUGCCGUACCGGCGGUGCACGCUCGGGCACAUUGA